Messenger RNA from Cucurbita pepo subsp. pepo (vegetable marrow), 1006 nucleotides. The record is from RefSeq and is a predicted model, not a curated record. Lineage: Eukaryota; Viridiplantae; Streptophyta; Magnoliopsida; Cucurbitales; Cucurbitaceae.
GAAUUUAAGCUUAAUCCAAGAGCCAAACUCUUCUCUCCGUCCAAUGCAAAUAUUAUGCCAGCAAAUCAUGCAACUCCAGUGGCUGCAAACCUGGCUUACAUUUCAAACAACUCACCACCAGUUGUACCUUCGGCUGUUGUUCAACCAGAGUUAGAUUUCAGUCCUUUUGUACCUCGUUCAUCUGUGCCUGCCGCCAAGUUUGUCCCAUAUGGCAACUCAUUAGCUGGAUUUGAUGGCAAUGUUGCUCAAUUUUCUCAACCUAUGGUGGGACAUGUGGGCACCAGGACACAGCCACUUAGAUAUGUUGGUCAGUAUCCUCUCCAGGCUGGCCCGACCUUUGGGCCCCCAAAUUCUUCAGCAGUUAUGGUCAGUCGUUUUGGGCAACUUGUUUAUAUGCAGCCAGUCUCCCAUGACUUGGCUCAAGGUGCAACAGUCGUCUCACCGGUACCACCUUGCCCUUUGUUGACAACACAGCCUGCGCAAUAUCCAAAACAUCAAGGCACUGCAGCAGCACAAGCAUUGCAGUUUUGCGUUCCUCCGCCAUUUAUGGCCAGUGGCCACCAACCGCUUGCCGCAGUUCCAAACCACAUUCCAAUUUUGCAGCCCUCCUCCUUCCCACUCAACCGCCCAAUGCCAAUGCCAGGAACUAAUGCAUUCUUCACCACCAAGUUCUAAUGAAUUUGUUUCUACUGUUAAUUUUUCAUGUAGUCAACCACAGCUUGGCAAAAUUUUGGUCCUCUGAAAGUUUUUUCCUAUUUGAUUUAAUUAUUAGCAUUUAUCUUUUUAUCGGAGGGCGAUGCACUGUUUCCAUUCAAAUCAGGACAUUUUACCGUUGAUUGGUGGAUGGAGUCUGUUGAACUCUGUAUAGGUUGAAUUAAAAUUUGUUUAGGAUCAGCAUUAUUUCUUUCUUGUGAGGGGAACUCUCGAGUCUUUCUCAUUCAUGAGUUGGUUUCAAAUUAUAAAAGUUGUUUGGAAAAAAGGAAGGCAAGAUAGUCUUGUUAUUUUA